AUGAAGCUCAUCAUCCUGGACUACUCUUCUCAGGCCAAUGAGUGGGCAGCCAAAUACCUCAGGAACCACAUCAUCCAGUUUAACCCAGGGCCAGACAAGUACUUCACCUUGGGGCUUCUCACUGGGAGCACCCCACUUGACCACCCGGAGAGCUACCACUCCUUCAUGUGGAACAAAUUCUUCAAGCACAUUGACAUCCACCCAGAAAACACCCACAUUCUGGAUGGGAAUGCAGCUGACCUGCAGGCUGAGUGUGAUGCCUUUGAAGAGAAGAUCAAGGCUGCAGGUGGGAUUGAGCUGUUUGUUGGAGGCAUCGGCCCUGAUGGACACAUUGCCUUCAACGAGCCGGAAUCCAGUCUGGUAUCCAGGACGUGUGUGAAGAUGCUAGCCAUGGACACCAUCCUGGCUAACACUAGGUUCUUCAAUGGAGAUCUCGCUAAGGUGCCCACCAUGGCCCUGACGGUGGGUGUAGGCACUGUCAUGGAUGCUAGAAAGGUGAUGAUCCUCAUCACAGGCGCUCACAAGGUCUUUGCUCUGUACAAGGCCAUCGAGGAGGGGGUGAACCACAUGUGGACAAUGUCUGCCUUCCAGAAGCAUCCCCGCACAGUGUUUGUGUGUGACGAGGAUGCCACCCUGGAGCUGAAAGUGAAGACUGUCAAGUAUUUCAAAGGUUUAAUGCUUGUUCAUAACAAGUUGGUGGACCCCUUGUACAGUAUCAAAGAGAAAGAAACAGAGAAAAGCCAGUCUUCUAAGAAACCAUACAGUGAUUAGCCUGUGCUAACCCUCGUGUCAAGUACCUCAUUGGGA
Molecule: messenger RNA, 807 nt
Organism: Hippopotamus amphibius kiboko
Lineage: Eukaryota; Metazoa; Chordata; Mammalia; Artiodactyla; Hippopotamidae
Product: glucosamine-6-phosphate isomerase 1-like
Exons: 2
Coding region: 1-771 (256 amino acids)
Biological process (GO): N-acetylneuraminate catabolic process; carbohydrate metabolic process; D-glucosamine catabolic process
Cellular component (GO): cytoplasm
Molecular function (GO): identical protein binding; glucosamine-6-phosphate deaminase activity
Source: RefSeq, a predicted model, not a curated record